This is a messenger RNA of Diprion similis, 3870 nucleotides long. Its product is annotated as cytochrome b5 reductase 4. The record is from RefSeq and is a predicted model, not a curated record. The transcript has 11 exons. Gene Ontology annotation, cellular component: endoplasmic reticulum. Lineage: Eukaryota; Metazoa; Arthropoda; Insecta; Hymenoptera; Diprionidae. Gene Ontology annotation, molecular function: oxidoreductase activity; heme binding. The coding region runs from base 584 to 2365 and encodes 593 amino acids. Gene Ontology annotation, biological process: superoxide metabolic process; generation of precursor metabolites and energy.
AUUUUCCACACGAUGCGCAUGCAUGGGUUUUACGUGUGAUCAGACUCGUUCGAUAAAACAUGUGCUUGCCUCCCGAACAAAAUUGGUGAUAUUUCGAAAAGCACAAUAAAUCGGGUACAGGUAUCGUUGGCUGGGAAUAAUGAGUGAUAUCUUCGUGAGUCAAAAAUAAUCUCCAACACUUGCGUUGUUAGAUCGAAUUCGAGUGCUCGGAGCACGCUGGUAUAGAAAUGAGCUUUUGGUGUCUCCGCACGGCAUAUGCGUGCGCAUCAUCGGUCUAUGAGUAGUCUAUGCAUGCAGCCGACAAUAAUCGCGCCGUUCCACGGAUUGCGUCACUGAAACUGUGGCGAGGACGACCUUAAUCCUAGGAGACGAAAAAACAACGAAAACUUUACCGAUUAAUAAACCACUUGCAGUCCGAGUUUAGAUUAAUUAUAUUAUACACGCACGUCUGAAAAGGAGGCACGCAUCCAUGGAAUGUAGCUGUAAAAAUGUACAGUCCGGUGCCAUUAAUUACCGAUAUCUAGCAUCAGAUAAUAGAGAAUGAAAUAAACGCAUUAAAAAGUAAUAAAAAGAAACGCCGGAAAUGGAGACAGACGAAGUUGAAAAUGGUGACAAAGCUCGAUCCGAAAUUACCAAUAAUACUUCCACGGAUACGGUGAAGACUCCGAAGGAUAACAAGGGUGCCAGGAUAGGCGAAGAGAAACUGAUGAAAUUAAACGUACAGCUAAAACCACCGAUAUCGCCGACUAGUCUUUUAGCACAAAAUAUAGCACUUUUACCUACGGGAGUCGCCAAAGUAAAGCAAUCACAAGCAGCGAGUUCCGUGCCAAAAAUGAAUUCAUCAAAUUCCGGAUCGUCAAGCGCAUCCGCUACCGGAAAUCCGCGAAAUAAGACGGCGCUUGCACCAGGCCAUAGCCUUAUGGAUUGGAUUCGACUAGGCGCCUCAGGAGUCGAUUUAACCGGAGUUAAUGGUGUUCCGCAAAAUGUUACUCCUUCGGAACUCGCCCGACAUAACAAGCCGAACGAUGCUUGGAUCGCGAUUCGAGGAAUCGUCUACAACGUUACGAGAUACAUAGAUUUUCAUCCAGGUGGAAAACCGGAACUUAUGAAAGGCGUGGGAAAGGAUGCGACGAAGUUAUUUGACGACGUGCAUGCAUGGGUCAACUACCAAAGUAUUCUACAAAAGUGCGUCGUUGGUAGGUUGAAUCGUUUAGCUGGAGAGACUUCGGCACCACCCGUGAAGAUCGUAUCUCCUUCUUCAACGUCGUCAGGUCUCCUUUCGCGAUGUAUCAAACAAAGUUCAACGAGUGAAACUACUACUCCGCAUCCUAAAAUGGAUUGGAUUCAAACUAGCAACACUAUUACAUUAUUUUACUAUUCUCUACGAGAUCAUCCAGCAGCGGGUUAUCAACUAAUGCAGAUCACCGACUCCAAAUAUCAUAUCAAAUUUUGCUUCGAGAAAGAUUUUAUAACUCAUGACAUUGAAUUAUCUGGCGCUGUUAAUUGGCCUCCAAAGUGGAAGAGAAACUUUGAAUCUAUGAAGAUGGAAAUCACAUACACAAAGAAAGAACCAGGCUUGUGGAAAACUUACGGUACUUACAAAACACUGCGGGAGCGUAACGCGAAGCAAAGAACUUACAGAGAGUACGAAGUAGUCAGCAAUACACCGCUCUGUAAAUUGGUUCACUUGAUCGUUUUACGUACUAAAGCAUACUUGGAAAUAGUACCAAUAGGCAGGCAUGUCGAAGCCAAACUUCAAGUAAUGGGCACUGACGUAUCUCGAAUGUACACUCCAGUUCCGCCUUAUCUUCACCCUGAGGAUGUCGCACCCAAUUACGAUUCUGAUUGUAUUUGCUUGAUGGUCAAGAGGUAUGCCGAUGGUGCCCUUACUCCAACCAUGACAGCAUUAAAGUCGGGGCAAACUUUGAUGCUAAGUAAUAGUCUGGGAACCUUUACCGCCGAGAAUUUCCAAGAGUUUACUAUUUUUCACAUGCUAGCUGCAGGCACCGGUCUCACGGCAAUGUUGUCAAUCAUUCAGUGGGCACUCGGCAGACGCAAUCUAAGCCGUAUUAACGUUCUCAACUUCAACAGGAACGAAGAUAACAUAUUUUAUUCCAGGCAGUUGGGUAAAGUUCUCUCAAGCGAGCCAAGAUUCAAUGUUACGCAUAUUUUGUCACAUCCGGAAGACUCCUGGACCGGUCGUCGUGGCGAAACUUCGACUAACCUAUUGCAAGAAUUGUUGGGUCCUAGUUCUCCUCAGGCAUGCGUUUUCAGCUGUGGACCUAGACCCUUCAUGCAGUCAACCAAGGAGAUACUCACAGAUCUUGGUUGGAAAUCGUCUCAACUACACGAAUUCGAUGACUAAAUUGCAGCUAAAAUAGCUCGUAAACGAACGGUGGCCACAUCGUUGUAAUCACGAACGAUUGAUUAGCUUCAAUAAUUUGAGCAAUGACUAAUUAUGUGGUGAGAAUAAAAUGAAAAGCAAAAAUAAGUGAGCUUCUUUGAAAGUGAAUAGGAAAAUUAUUUUUAUUAUGCGUAUAAUGUUGUUGAGUAUUAUUGUAUUCUAUAUGAUCGUGGGAUUAGAUGAAAGAAAACGAAAUGUAAGACUUAGAAUUUUCACGCCGCCGUAUAAUGUACAAAAUGAUGAAAAAUCCAAAUAAUAAUUUGGUCUUUAAGUUUUACCAUUUCAAAUCGAAGUUAGAUUCUUUGCGGCACAUCACACGUUUUUGCUUAGCUAAUUGAUGUAUCAAGUUCACGGUCGGAUAAAAAUCCAGGAGAUAGCGAGGAAGAUCGCUUAUUCGGAGAUAAUUCAAUGAUUAUUAUUUCUUAAACGCAUAUAUCACAGAUGUGAAGGUGUGUAUCUUUUUUUUCAUUAACUUUUCGUGAAACUUCAACAGUCCGAACUUUUCGUAUGCUGCAUACAUUGUACAGAGUGAUGUUAUUCAAUUUGUGUCUGAAUUCAUUCCGUACAAUUAAUAUACGUAGAAAGAGUUGAUGAGUUUCAAAUCAAAUUAUUUGCUAUUUAGUUCCGUUAUAGCCGGUUACUGAUCUUUUUAAAUGUAAUCAGCUGAGGCACGCGAGUCUCAGUUGACGAAGAGAUUUUGUUUCCAACUCGAUUAUACUCCAAAAAAAAAAAUAGUACAUUUUUCCUAAUUUGGGACCCGUUUCGAAAGCCUUGCAAUAAACAGACUAGUUAAUACUAAACAUAUCCCUUUUGCAAGCGUGAAAACUCUCAACUGACAUUGCAGUCUUAGUUUGUACCUGAUAGCGGUAGUUUCCUGUUUGUAAGAAAGUUUACCGUUGACCGUUUCUAUUUUGUAUUCGUCUUAUGAUCGUGUGAACGAUUAAAUAGAUUUAAAUAUACAUGGUAUUAUACUGAUAUACAAUGUACGAUGACGACAUUUAAAAGAAAUUUUUAAUCAUUUUUCUUCUUUCAAUUACAUUCGUCGACCUUGCUAACUAAUUUCGUUAGGAAAUAUAAUUGUCUGUGAUGUAAUUUCAUAUAUUAAUGACAGUGUGUAGAAGCGACCCGCGUCAAAUCAUGACUCAGUACAAAAUUCGUACACGUAUAAAACGAAUUUUCGAACUUGACAGUUUCGAGAUGUGACAAGCAAGUAAUCGUGCAUACUUGAACGACGUCAAAUACGAAAACGGGUCUAAGCAAUCGACGUAAAUACUUUGUAGUUAGUUUCUCUUGGUUUUCAGAGCCAAUAAACUAUCUAUAACUUACUUUUAACCGCAAUGCUUUAACAAUGCAAGAAUGUUAUGAAAUUGAAUAAUUGUAUGUUCUGUUAUGUAUGUACUGUAAAUAUUUAAUAUUUUGUACAUGUGUAUAAACGUGAAGAAUAUGUUGAGAAAUAAAAUGAGUAC